Messenger RNA from Magnolia sinica, 4917 nucleotides. RefSeq names its product phytochrome A1. Gene Ontology annotation, cellular component: nucleus. NCBI's taxonomy places the organism in Eukaryota, Viridiplantae, Streptophyta, Magnoliopsida, Magnoliales, Magnoliaceae. The record is from RefSeq and is a predicted model, not a curated record. The transcript is spliced from 5 exons. The coding region runs from base 1414 to 4917 and encodes 1167 amino acids. Gene Ontology annotation, biological process: regulation of DNA-templated transcription; protein-tetrapyrrole linkage; red, far-red light phototransduction. Gene Ontology annotation, molecular function: photoreceptor activity; protein homodimerization activity; phosphorelay sensor kinase activity.
ACUGGCGUCCGGGCAUUGAGACGAAAGAAGGAACAAUCCAAAAUCUCGCUCACUUGUAUCUGCGUCCAGUGCUGUAACGCACCUUCAUCCAUCCAUCUUUAUAAAAACCAAUGCAAUUCAUCAUUAGCACAGCUGAUAUCCCACUUAUGGGAUUAAAAAAUGCGGAAAUCCUGCCAAUUACCACAAAUCCGAGGACAGAUCGACAAAACCCAGAUGGGUAAUUUCUCGCAGUUGAAAUUUGGCCGGUGCUUUGGUUCUCUGGAAUCGAUGUCUCGGAGAAUGUUUCUUUUAAAAUCUAUCAGAGGUAUGUCAGAACCCAAGACCAAAUUUCUAGAUUCAAUUAGAAGUGGUUUUUGGUGGGCCCCACAAUCUCUUUUCACCAAUCAAAUGAGACCCAGCUGAGAAUUCUGAUAUGCCUUUAAAUGGGUGUGGAAAUUGGAGUGAUGGGCAGAGAUGGGUUUCUGUUCAUGAAGGUAUUGAGGCUGUGAUUGUAUCAUCUGGAGAGGAUUUGUCUGAGAGAAGUGGGGUUUUUUAGUGGAGUAUAGAUAGAAAUCUGGAGUUUGGGUUUUUACUGGUUUGGCUGUUGUUGUUGGGGUUUUUGGGCCUUGUGAAGUGAGUAUUUUGGAAUUUUGGGUGGUGGGUUAAUAUGGGGCUUCGAUGCUGUUGCUGGUGAAGUUACUAUUGCGGUAGUGGAAGACGAUUGGUAAGACACAAGUGAGUUCUGGGUGUUGAAAUUAGGGUUAGGAGUUGUGUUUUUCUUUGCUGCUUCGAGUGAAAGAUGUGUUAUUUGUAUGCCAGAGGAGUUGUGGUUGGGUUUUGGGAUCUGGGCUUUGGUUGUUGAUCUUGUUGCCAGCGUUGAGGUUCUUCGGAGUUUGUUUUUUCCCAAUUUGAAUUUUUAGUGAUAGUAGAUUAAUCAGAUUGUAUUAGGUUUCUAUAGUGGUUCGUUUGGGUGGCGCCUUUUUAUUAUAGAUAUUGGCUUCUAGUUUUGAAACUUGCAGUAUCUUCGAAAGAAGAUCACUUUUCAUCUUGAUUCAGAAGAUUUUGGAUUUGGGUUUUAUUGUUUCUCUUUUUGGGUAUUUUCUUUGGGAAGUUAGAGAUUAGGGGUUCUUACCUUUGCUGUUUUUGGUAGAGAUUAAUCUUGGGUUUUGAAGUUUAUAGUGUUAGAGAAAGUAGAUUGAUGAUUGAUUGGAACAGUUGAGGUUUCUUUUGUUUCUUCUACUAAAACUGGUAGACUACAUUGACGACUGGGUAUUGGGUUAUCUGCUGCUAUCGAUGUUGCGCCAUCUUUGAGCUAAUGAACUUAUUUAUAAAAAAAAAACGGAAAAAAAUAAAUCCUCUUGCCUAAAAGACUUCCUGUUGGAGAUUUUGGUUAUUUUGGUUUUAGGAUAUUCUUUCUUGCUGUUUUUAGUAAAAAUGUCUUCUUCAAGACCCACGCAAUCAUCGGCCAGUUCUAGCCGAUCGAAACACAGUGCUAGGAUCAUAGCUCAGACCACCGCUGAUGCAAAGCUCCAUGCAGAGUUUGAGGAAUCUGGGAGUUCCUUUGAUUACUCAAGAUCGGUGGUCGUAAACAACACUGGUGUUGCCAAUCCACCUAGAUCGGACAAAGUAACGGCCUACCUACACAAUAUACAGAAAGGGAAGCUUAUCCAGCCAUUCGGGUGCUUGUUAGCUUUAGAUGAGAAGUCCUUUCGGGUCAUUGCCUAUAGCGAGAAUGCCCCAGAGAUGCUGACCAUGGUUAGCCAUGCUGUCCCUAGCGUCGGUGACGUCCCUGUCCUUGGCAUUGGCACUGAUGUAAGGACUAUCUUCACUUCCCCAAGCGCUGCAGCAUUGCAUAAGGCCUUGGGUUUUGGUGAGGUUUCAUUGCUGAAUCCCAUCUUAGUCCAUUGCAAAACUUCCGGUAAACCCUUCUAUGCAAUCAUCCAUAGGGUGACUGGAAGUCUGAUCAUCGACUUUGAACCUGUAAAGCCUUAUGAAGUACCCAUGACUGCUGCUGGUGCUCUUCAGUCUUACAAGCUUGCCGCAAAAGCAAUUGCACGGUUGCAAGCUUUGUCCAGCGGCAGUAUGGAGAAGCUGGUCGAUACUGUUGUCCAAGAGGUCUUUGAACUUACAGGGUAUGACAGGGUGAUGGCCUAUAAGUUCCAUGAAGAUGAUCAUGGCGAAGUCAUAUCAGAGAUCACGAAGCCAGGUCUAGAACCUUACCUGGGUUUGCAUUAUCCGGCCACCGACAUCCCUCAGGCUGCCAGGUUUUUGUUUAUGAAGAACAAGGUCCGAAUGAUCUGCGAUUGCAAUUCAAAACCCGUGAAGGUGUACCAGGAUGAGAAGCUAACUUUUGAUUUGACCUUGUGUGGUUCGACUCUAAGAGCGCCCCAUAGCUGCCACUCACAGUAUAUGGAGAACAUGAGUUCCAUUGCUUCUCUGGUUAUGGCAGUGGUUAUCAAUGAAGGGGUGGAUGAAGAAGAGGGCAUGGAGCCCGCACAACAGGAGCAGCAGCAGCCGAAGAGGAAGAGGCUUUGGGGUCUUGUGGUCUGCCAUAACACAACUCCGAGGUUUGUUCCUUUCCCUCUACGAUAUGCCUGUGAGUUUCUGAUGCAAGUUUUCGCUAUCCAUGUUAACAAAGAGUUUGAAUUAGAGAACCAAAUACAGGAAAAGAACAUACUAAGGACACAGACAUUGCUUUGUGAUAUGCUUUUGAGAGAUGCCCCUCUAGGCAUUGUGACGCAGAACCCCAAUAUCAUGGACCUUGUGAAAUGCGACGGUGCUGCCCUUUUAUACAACAACAAGAUUUGGCGACUCGGCUUAACUCCGACCGACUCCCAGAUGCGUGACAUCUCUGUAUGGCUUUCUGAAUGUCACACGGAUUCUACUGGCUUGAGUACGGAUAGCCUUUAUGAUGCAGGUUAUCCUGGGGCUCUUGCUCUUGGGGAUGUGGUAUGUGGGAUGGCGGCUGUGAGGAUAAAUCCCAAGGACAUGCUUUUCUGGUUCCGUUCACAUACUGCUGCUGAAGUUAGAUGGGGCGGUGCAAAGCAUGAUCCCAGUGAAAAGGACGAUGGUAGGAGAAUGCACCCGCGAUCGUCAUUCAAGGCUUUCCUGGAAGUGGUGAAGACGAGGAGCUUACCAUGGAAGGAUUAUGAGAUGGAUGCUAUCCAUUCAUUGCAACUUAUCCUCAGGGGAGCCUUCAAGGACUCCCAGAAUGUCGACACAAGGACCAUGAUUCGUUCACGGCUUAAUGACCUUAAGCUGGAAGGGAUGGAGGAAUUGCAAGCGGUGACAAACGAGAUGGUCAGACUGAUCGAGACAGCCACAGUACCGAUUUUAGCAGUUGAUAUAAACGGGCUCGUUAAUGGGUGGAAUACAAAGAUUGCUGAGUUAACAGGGCUGCCCGUUGAUAAGGUCAUGGGGAAGCAUUUGCUUACACUCGUAGAAGAUUGUUCUUCUGAGACCGUCAAGCGGAUGCUUUACAUGGCACUGAAGGGCCAAGAAGAGAAAAAUGUCGAAUUUCAGAUGAAAACACACGGUUCUCAGAAAGAUAACGGCCCAGUGAUCUUAAUUGUCAAUGCCUGUGCCAGUCGGGAUCUUGAGGAAAAUGUUGUUGGAGUUUGUUUUGUCGCCCAAGAUAUGACCAGUCACAAGUUGGUCAUGGACAAGUUCACUCGGAUUGAGGGAGAUUACAAAGCAAUAGUACAGAACCCAUGCCCGCUAAUCCCCCCAAUAUUCGGUUCAGAUGAAUUUGGCUGGUGCUCUGAGUGGAAUUCAGCGAUGACAAAGCUGACAGGGUGGGAGAGGGAUGAAGUGAUUGAUAAAAUGCUCUUGGGUGAGGUUUUUGGGACCCACAUGGCAUGUUGUCGUCUGAAGAAUCGAGAAUCGUUUGUGAAUCUCGGCGUCAUACUCAAUAAUGCGAUGACAGGUCAGGAAACUGAGAAGAUUUCAUUUGGUUUUUUCGGCCGCAACAAUAAGUAUGUGGAGUGUCUUCUUUCUGUGAGUAAGAAAGUGGAUGGAGAGGGUGUCAUCACUGGACUCUUCUGCUUCCUACAUAUUGCUAGUCUAGAGUUGCAACAAGCACUUCACGUACAACGACUAUCAGAGCAAACUGCGAUGAAAAGAUUGAAGGCAUUGUCUUACAUAAGACAGGAGAUCAAGAAUCCUCUCUCUGGUAUUAUAUUUUCUAGGAAAAUGCUGGAGGGUACUGAUCUGGGCGAGGAACAGAAGCAGCUUCUGCAUACUGGCACACAAUGCCAACGCCAGCUGAACAAGAUUCUCGAUGACUUGGAUCUGGAGAGCCUUAUGGAUGGAUAUUUAGAUCUGGAAAUGGUUGAAUUUAGUCUGCAAGAUGUGUUGAUUACUGCUAUAAGUCAAGUAAUGAUUACAAGCAAAGGGAAAGGGACCCGAGUCGUGUAUGAUCCACCAGAGGAAGCGAUUGCUGAAAGCCUCUACGGAGAUAGUCUGAGGCUUCAGCAGAUUCUGGCUGAUUUCUUGUCAAUUGCUGUGAAGUUCACACCAAGUGGUGGCCAAAUCGAGCUCACAGUUAGUCUAGUCAAAGAUAGGUUGGGAGAAAGCGUCCAUCUUGUUCAUUUGGAGAUCAGUAUUGCCCAUUCAGGCAGUGGAAUACCAGGAGAAUUGCUCUCGCAGAUGUUUGAAAGUGAAGCAGAAACGUCUGAGGAGGGCAUUAGCCUCCUUGUUUGCAGGAAAUUGCUGAAAAUUAUGAAUGGAGAUGUUCGCUAUCUCAGAGAAGCAAGCAAGUCGACCUUCAUCCUCUCCGUCGAACUUGCAUCUGCCCCCAAGUCAGGAAGUGUGAGGUUCUCAAGAUGUGGCGUUUCAGGACUUAUGGGUAAUCUGACUGCAGACAUGGGAACAUAUGCUACUUUCUCCAACACGUGGUACGCCGAGGAUUGGAUUGCAUGCAUUACUCCUGCAACAUAG